Molecule: messenger RNA, 3048 nt
Organism: Momordica charantia (bitter melon)
Lineage: Eukaryota; Viridiplantae; Streptophyta; Magnoliopsida; Cucurbitales; Cucurbitaceae
Source: RefSeq, a predicted model, not a curated record
UUGCAUCUCUGUAGCUCUACGUCCCCUGUAUUUCCGCCUAUUCUGAUGCUUUUUUUUCAGUCGUUAAUGGUUGUGUACAUGUCAAGUUCUGUUUAUGUGAAAUCUCGAACAUGUAGCUUCCGGUUGGCUGAGAAGGCUUUUGAAUUUAGUUGCUACAACGAAAUUGGAUGGGAAGUGGAAACCAUGGACGUAACUAUACCUAACCGUUAAAACCUCCAUCAGAAAAAAAUGAAUACGGGUUUGCAUUCGUUGUCUUCUGAGCUGAAUUUUUGGGAUGGUGGUAUGUCGUGUAGAAGCCUGAAUUCACGCACGUCAAAUGGUUUUGUAAGAAUUUAUUACCUCGAACAAAAAAGAAAUCGUAAAGCAUUAAAGGAAAAUGCUGGAAAGUUGUCCAUGUCUAGUCCGACCACUUCGAAGCUCAUGGAAGGAUCAUUCAGGAGGAAGAAACAACUCCACAAUCCUCGUUUGAAGCUCGAGGUUGUGAGGACAUUGUUGAUUGACAACUAUGAUAGUUACACAUACAAUAUUUACCAAGAUCUGUCAGUCAUCAAUGGAUUGCCUCCUGUGGUCAUACAAAAUGACGAUUGGACAUGGGAAGAUGCAUGGCAUUACUUGUAUGAAGAGAAGGCAUUUGAUAAUAUUGUUAUAUCACCUGGGCCUGGUUCUCCAACAUGUGCCAAUGACAUAGGAAUAUGUCUACGUCUACUCCAUGAGUGUGAGGAUAUCCCCAUUUUGGGUGUUUGUCUUGGGCAUCAGGCUUUAGGAUAUGUGCAUGGGGCUAAAGUUGUUCGUGCAAAUGAGCCAGUUCAUGGACGCCUAAGCGAAAUUGAGCACAAUGGCUGUAGUCUUUUCAAUGGUAUACCGUCAGGAAGAAAUUCAGGAUCCAAGGUUGUAAGAUAUCAUUCACUUGUAAUAGAUCCCGAAUCACUUCCCAAGGAACUAAUUCCUAUAUCAUGGACAUGUUCUGCAGACACCCAAGCAUUUCUUGAGAUUAGCAAUGCUUUCUCAACUUCAGAUGCUCAUGCCAUAGUUUCUAGUGAUUCUAGAUCAGGAGUACAAAAAUCUCCACGUGUUUGGCCAGUCAAGGGCCAUCAAAAUAUGCGAAAUGGAAAAGUUCUCAUGGCAAUCAUGCACUCCACCAGGCCUCAUUAUGGAGUACAGUUUCAUCCAGAGAGCAUUGGGACCUGUUUUGGCAGAGAGAUAUUUAAGAAUUUUAGAGAGAUCACAGAAGAUCAUUGGCUUAAUAAUGGACCAUUGGUCAUCGGCAAAGAAAAUGUAGAUUAUUCUGGAAAUAAAAUAAUACUGAGGCAACCCGUUGAUCAAUCAAGUGAUGGAGCUUUUUGCAAUAGAAGUACUGGGCUUAACGGAACCAGUAGAAAAUGUGUCGGCAUGAAUGAUCUUGUAAAUCUUUCAUGUCCCAGCAAUGGAGUCAGAUUUCUGAAGUUGAGAUGGAAGAAAUAUGACCAUUUGGCUUGUGAAGUUGGUGGUGCAAGAAAUAUAUUUUAUCAAUUGUUUGGACAUCAGAAAGCUGAAAACACAUUUUGGCUGGACAGUUCCUCGAUAGAAAAGGGAAGAGCACGAUUUUCAUUUAUGGGAGGAAAAGGUGGAUCACUAUGGAAGCAGAUGGUUUUUAAGUUAUCAGAUGAAAGUGGAAGUCCUUUUGAAGGAGGAGGUAAUCUUUCAAUUGAGGAUGCUCAAAGCUCAACAACCAACACAUUUUUAAAAGAUGGUUUCUUUGACUAUAUAAACAAGGAGCUUUCAUCUUUUCGAUAUGAGAGAAAAGACUAUGAAGGGCUCCCAUUUGACUUUCAUGGUGGAUAUGUUGGCUAUAUCGGAUAUGAACUCAAAGUAGAAUGUGGUGCAGCAUACAACCAACACAAGUCCAGGACUCCAGAUGCGUGUUUCUUUUUCGCUGACAAUCUUUUGGUCAUCGAUCACUACUCCGAUGAUGUAUACUUGUUAUCAAUACAUGAAGAAUGUUAUACUUCGACAUCAUGGUUGGACAAUGCAGAGCUUGAGCUUAUGAAAUUGAAAACUUCCGUUCCAGAGAAGUUAACUGAAGAAAUUUCACUAAAUGAGUCAUUUACCCGAUGUAAAGUAGAUUUUGUUGCCAAGAGAUCAAAGGAGGGAUAUAUAAGUGAUGUCGAAAAGUGUAAGCAAUACAUCAAAGAUGGCGAAAGUUACGAGUUGUGUUACACAACCCAAAUUAGAAAAAGAAUUGAGGAAAUCGAUGCUCUGAGACUUUACCUUAGGCUUAGAGAAAAAAAUCCAGCACCUUAUGCUGCUUGGCUAAAUUUUUCAAGCGAAGAUAUAUGCGUCUGCUGUUCAUCGCCAGAACGGUUCCUACAGUUGAACAGGGAUGGCGUUUUGGAAGCGAAACCCAUCAAAGGUACUACAAAGCGUGGAGCGACAACAGAGGAAGAUGAACAACUCAAAAUGCAGCUGCAGUAUAGUGAAAAGAACCAAGCUGAAAACUUAAUGAUCGUUGAUCUUCUAAGGAACGACCUCGGUCGUGUGUGCGAACCGGGCUCUGUCCAUGUUCCACUGCUCAUGGACGUAGAAUCAUAUGCAACAGUUCAUACUAUGGUGAGCACGGUUCAAGGCAAGAAAGAGUCAAAUGCAAGUGCCAUUGACUGUAUAAAAGCAGCAUUUCCAGGUGGUUCGAUGACUGGAGCGCCGAAGUUGAGGUCAAUGGAGCUCCUCGACUCCAUCGAGAAUUGUCCUCGAGGUAUCUAUUCGGGUUGCAUUGGAUAUAUCUCAUACAACCAGACAUUUGAUCUUAAUAUUGUGAUAAGAACAGUUGUUUUGCAUCAAGGUGAAGCUUCCAUAGGAGCUGGAGGAGCUAUUAUUGCUCUCUCAGAUCCUAUUGAUGAAUAUGAAGAAAUGAUAUUGAAAACUCAUGCUCCCUCCAGGGUGGUUAUGGAAUUUUCUUAGAACUUUUUCCAUUGUAUUCUAGCCUUAAAAAAUCCUUUUUUUUUUUAAUAUAUGUCAAUGGUGUCUUGUAUUAUAAUGGAACAACGGAACGAACUCAGUUGCAUAAAAUUUCAU